Molecule: messenger RNA, 5279 nt
Organism: Schistosoma intercalatum
Lineage: Eukaryota; Metazoa; Platyhelminthes; Trematoda; Strigeidida; Schistosomatidae
Source: the annotation of a GenBank genome assembly
AUUCAGAGAUUUUUCAAGUCUCAAGGUUGGUCUGUCCGUUUUCGCAUCGUCGUUCGUAAUACCGUGUCUAUUCUGUUAGUAACUGUACAGUAGUAUUAACUUGAAAAUUCGUGAAAAUUCUUGCUAAAAACUGUCUGGCGUCUUGUUUGCUGCAAUCUUGUUCAAAUGUUGAGCGAAGGAUUCAGACAAUAUUUCUGAUUGGAGCUCCAGGGGUUGUGUUGUAGUUAACUGUUAUUUACUUGAAAGUUUAGAAAAUUUGUUGCGAAGUUUGAUUGAAUCUGUCUUCAUCGUCUAUGAAGCUUUCGACAACACUCCUUUAAGCAAGGUUAUCAGAUCCAAUUUUAAAUAUUAAUACCUUACUCGCUAUUUCUCAAGACAGUAUAUUUUGUGAUUACUAGUACUUUUACUGUGGAGCUCAUCUUCACUCACGAGAACAUCUGUUUGGACUUUUAGUUGUAAUGAUGUAGUUGGUUGACCUUAGGUUUAUAUUUGACUGCCUAAAAAUAUUGGAGUUAGAAUACCUACCUCCAUAAUUUAUUUUGGUUGCACGUAGAUGUUUUUUAGAGCUCAGCUUUAUAUUCAGGGGUACCGUUAACCAAUUUUGACCAAACUUUAAUUUUAAAUUUGCGAAAGCCUUUUCCUUAUAGUUAUUUAAAAUGUGUUUACUUUGGAUCUUUAUGGAGGUCAUACUGUGUUUUAAAUUCUCUUGCUGUUUAGUGUCUUCUCACCUGUUUACACCAUUACAAUGCCAUUACACAUAGUUUUUAAGUACAUGUGUGUAUGUAAAAGCUAAUACGUUGUAGCAUUUAAAUUCUAAUGAAUCCAUACUUUCAAGCAAUCAGUUUUCAUAUAAUAUGUGUGCAAGAAAAUCGACCCUAAAACCAAUUUAAAUUCUUAUUGAAUGAAUUGAAAAGGUAAAAUGUUUGUGUAUCAGUUUUCAUCCCGAGUGGAAUUGAAUAACUUCAUAUAUACAAGUUAAAAUGAAGUGCUUUUAGUGUGUUAGUAACUUCUGUUCUUACUGCUAGUUAAUCAUAUGGUAAUUGACGUAACAUAAAAUCUUGGUUAAAUAUUUUGCAUAUAAAUGUCAGCUUGAAUUCUCUCCAGUUUUUCAGUCGUCUAUUCUAUCCUUAAAAGUAUGUUUGGUUGGGAUUUUGGGUCUAGUAAGCAAAACGUUCAUUCUAUCACCCCAGUCUAUUUGAUAUUUUAUCAUAUCAAUUAGGCCAUUACAACACAAAUAUCAAUUGUAUUCACAUAGCUUAUCGUUUCUGUGAACUUUACAUUAUCAUAUACUAAGGCUUUUUUUAGAACGGAAUGGUUAUUUUUGAUUCGCAGUUUUUUUAUCAUUUGGUAUUUAAAUGUAGUGGAAAGUAUGACCGUAACUUCAGUUUGUUUUAGUUAGUACUUAGUCAAACUUUCCAGUGCUUUUAAAUUUUUGGUUACUUAUCUUUUCGUAAAGAUUUUUCGGUAUUUUUAACUUUCAGACAUAACGAUUUUAAACAGUUAUAAACAACAACUAACGAUCGUUAGAGUGUCAAGGUGAAGUGCUUUUUAACUUAUUGAGAUCAAUGAAUACUCCUAAAAGAUCUAACUUUCGAGGAAGAUUUUUCAGAGGGAGAAGGUUUCCUUUUAAAGGCAAAGUUCAAAGUGAUGGGAGUUAUAAACGAAAACCUAAUCAAAUCAAAUCUCCUCGUACAUAUACCACUAAUUCUUCAGAAAAUGAAUUUUCCCAACUGACGGAUUCGUUAGGAAUCGAUUCUAUCCAUAGUGGAUUCCUUAAUCAAAAAGCAUUACCACUUGCUUCAUUCAACAAAAAUUGUCCUUAUCCUGGUUGGUUAUUAUACUUUCCAACUCGAUUGUAUGAAAAUUCAUCAAAAGUUUCAGCUUACUCAAAAAUAACACUUGAAUUUAUUACUGACUUAAUACAAAAAUCUGGAUAUAAUCUUCUACUAAAUCCUUGUACUGUUGAUACUGUAUCAAAUUUGAUUGGAAAUGCUCUGGAUUGGAUAAAAAUUGAAACACAGGGUGCUGUACUCAUUGACUAUUCAUCAAUUAUUCACUCUAAACUAUUACAAGAUAAAUUGCACAUAAACAAAUGUUUUAAUGAUAAUGUGACAGGGGGUAUAGAAUGUGCUGAACAUUGUGAAAUAAUAUUACGAGCUUUUGGUUUAGCAUUACAUACUUUAUGCUAUCGAACAGCUUAUCAACACGACUCUGUACCGGAUAUUUUUAAAGUUGAAAAUGAAUCGAUUGGAAUGAAUACACGUUUACCUGGUUAUAUUGCUGCACGUAUUGUAAAUCAUUCACCGAUUACUCCGUUACGAAAAUUACGUGCUCAUCAUUUAGGACAAUUCAUAUCAGUCAAAGGCAUUGUUGUAAGACUUGGUUCAGUUGAACCAGUAUGUCAUCGUUUAGUGUUUGAAUGCUGUCGUUGCGAAAUGAAACAAGUAUUAAUACUACCAGAAAAUGGUAAUUAUGCUAUACCAAGUAAAUGUCCAACAAAAGAUUGUCGAUCUAAAAGUUUUGAACCAUUAUUAAAUCAUCCUGAUACAUUAACAAUAGACACACAAAUUAUUACAAUUCAAGAAGCAUCAUCGGAUAAUCAUGAGAUUGAUGGAAAUCAUCGUGAUGCAUCCAGCUCAAGUGUUACAUCAAUUGGUCGAAGUGCACGUUGUUUAGCAUGUCGACUAGAACGGGAUUUAAUUGAUUCCUGUAUUCCAGGUGAUGUAUUACAUUUGACUGGCUUAAUUGGUCUCAUUAGUUCGGAUGGUUUAGGAGCAUCAUCAUCUUCCAAUUCUGCCUACUCGUCAUCUUGGUCAAGUCGUCGUGGUGCAACAAUGUACAGUCUAAUUAUGAAUGUAAAUAGUUUGGUCUGUUUAAGUGGCGGGGGUGGUGGACGUAACUCUGGCAGGUUAACUGGCGAUGAGAAUCAACGUUUGUUGAUUUUAUCAUCGAAUGAAUCUGAGCAACCUGACAGCCAAAUAAAGAGUGAUGGUGAUAUGAGCAAAGUUAUAUCCAGUUUAGAUAGUGAAUUUUCAAUGAAAGAUUUAUAUGCAAUACGUGAAAUAAGUGAGCAACCAAAUUUAUUCCGUUUACUGGUCUGUUCAUUAUGUCCUAGUAUAUGUGGUCGUGGUCUCAUUAAAGCUGGCCUAAUAUUAGCUUUAUUUGGUGGAACACAAUCCACAACAGAUAAAAGUGUGAAACGUCGUAUGCGAUUAAAACAACAUAAACAACAACAUGAUCGAGAUGUUUUGGUCGAAAAUAAUGAUCUGAAUUGUGAAAAUAACAAUGCUCAUCGACAAGUAACAAAAAGAAAAAGGAGAAAUUCACAUGAAAUUAUUGAUCAUAUCGAUGAUUCUACAUCUUAUCGGUUAGGGUUUUUUCAAAAUGAUAAAAAUACCACUUUUGAUGGUGAUGAUGAUGAGGAAGAGGACGUGAACAACGAUUCCAUUGACGAUAGUCAAUCUGAUAAUUUAUCAUUAACUGAUGAAAAUCAAGAGAAUAGUUGUAUAAAUCAAUCUGAUAAUGAUAUCCGAUUAUCAAACUAUACAGAAUUAAAUUAUGAAUCAAGCUUAGUUCGUCGUUCUGCUUCACAUGUACUCAUUGUCGGUGAUCCUGGAUUAGGUAAAAGUCAACUACUUCGGGCUGCUGCAAGUUUAGCUCCAAGAGUUUUAUAUGUAUGUGGAAAUACAGCGACAGCUGCUGGUUUAACUGUCAGUACAAUUCGUGAAGGUAAUAAUAGCGGUGGGGGAUUCGGUUUAGAAGCUGGUGCAUUAGUUUUAGCCGAUCAGGGUUGUUGUUGUAUUGAUGAAUUUGACAAGUUAACAUGUGAUCCAGCUGUACUUCUUGAAGCUAUGGAACAACAAUCAGUUAGUGUUGCACGUGGUGGUCUCGUAGCAAAUUUACCAGCUCGUGCAGCUGUUCUAGCUGCAGCUAACCCUAUAAAUGGUCAUUAUGAUAUAACACGACGGUUAGAUGAAAAUCUACGUAUACCACCAGCUUUAUUAUCCAGGUUUGAUUUAAUAUUUGUAUUAUUGGAUCAUCCAGAUGAAGUGGCUGAUCGUCUUCUAUCAGAGCAUGUUACAGCUGUUCAUACUGGGAAUUGGAAACCGUCUAGUUUUAUGUGUUCUCAAACAACAAAUCAACGUGAUCGUCAUAUGAAUAUUAGUCAUAAUUGUAAUACUGGUGCUGGAGGCAGUGCCAUUGUACAAGAGUUUGAUUCUAGUAUUCCAUUAAGUCAACGAUUAGAAUUGCUUGUUGGUGAAAGAAUUGAUUAUAUACCUCCAGUAUUAUUGCGUAAAUAUAUUAUGUACUCUAGAAAAUAUGUAAUGCCAUGCCUUUCAAAUGAAGCAGCCAUAACUCUACGUGAUUUUUAUUUAGAACUUCGUAAACAUCGUCAUAGUCGUGAUACAUUUCCUGUAACUUUACGACAACUCGAAUCAUUAAUUCGUUUAACACAAGCAAGAGCUAGAGCUGAACUACGAGAAGAAGCAACUAAACAGGAUGCAUUAGAUGUCUGUCAAUUAAUGCAAUCGACCGGUUUAGGUAGCGGUUUUAUCACUGGUACACCAGCUAAUGUAAGUCUUAGUGAAAUGAAUAAUCUACUCAAUACAACAUUAUCAAAACGAAUUAAUUCGUCAUCAACUGGACCAGGCGCUGCUAAACGUCUGUUAGCUGCACUUGAGAUAACUUCAAAACGUACAAACAGUCGAUUAUUUACAAUGCCAGAAAUUAAUACUAUUGCUAAUGAUAUUCAUAUUGCUUCAAAUUGUAUUAUGACUUUAUUAGAUCGAUUAAAUGAAUCCGGUGCAAUACUUAAACGUGGCACCAACCUAUAUAAACUUGUUUAAAACUCAUAUUUUCUGUGUUGUAAUCUCCUUGUUUACUUUUCUUACAGUGUUGACCUGAGUUGAUUUCUUGAUCUUUUUAGUACGAUCGUUAUUUAUAUUCCCUUUUUUUACUUGACAGAAACGCUGUUUUUUUGUUUGUUUCUUCUAUCAUAAUAAAAACACAGUCGUUCCCCAGUUUUGCCAUAAAGCAGUCUUCUAAAAUUGGACCCAACGGGAACCCAUGGUGAUCUCAUCUCUUUGUCCAUAUAUUUCAUUGUUGAAACUAAACUGGACAUUAAAGGUACAACGUAACAAAAUUUCUUUCAAAUUGGUGCAAUUUUAGCCGACAUCUUUAUGGUAAAACUGGGAAACGACCAACCUAGUUCUAUGAAUAAUCGAUUUCAUCUAUGGACGACACAUUUGUCAUUUGUGACAAUAAUAUUGAAUUAGAAG